Molecule: messenger RNA, 2476 nt
Organism: Sphaerodactylus townsendi
Lineage: Eukaryota; Metazoa; Chordata; Lepidosauria; Squamata; Sphaerodactylidae
Gene: CUEDC2
Product: CUE domain containing 2
Exons: 10
Coding region: 278-1060 (260 amino acids)
Molecular function (GO): ubiquitin binding
Source: RefSeq, a predicted model, not a curated record
CCGCGGCCGGAAGGGACGCCGCUGAGCGCGGCAGGCGGGAUGGCGACCGAGAGGCCGGGGCCGAACGGCCGCAGGAAAUCAAGAAGUCAUCCUCUGACUUACUCAGUUUUGCUGAACCCCUGUUGGUUUUUGUUCCUGAUGUCUCAAAAGACUAUUGCUUCUCGCCAGCUAGAAGACCUCAGUCUUCCCCAGAAAGGCAGUGGAGCUGGAAAGAAUAAUCCGGGAGGAGCUGGCCAUCUUCAUCCAGUCCCAUCUCCCAGCUGCUGACCUGAGUGAGAUGGAUGAAGUGUUCUUCUCUUAUGUGACAAACGUUCUGGAAGACCUGGGAUCCCCCAAAUCAGUUGAGGAGAACUUUGACAUGGAGGCCUUUGUUGAAAUGAUGGAAGCCCACAUCCCAGGCUUUGCAGAAAUCAACAGUGGGAACGUUUAUGGGAUGAUGUUUUCCCUCUCAGAAAGGCUUUGUGAAGCCCGCAGCAAACAAAUCACUUCUCCGACUCCUGUGCAGAACAGAAGCUGGGUACCUUCCGAAGCACAGACCACCACUGAGGAAGAGGGUGCAGGGACCACUGAGGAAGACCAGCUGUCGUAUUCAUCAGUAGGGGAAGCCCUGGCACAGGACCCUCAAGGCGAACUAGUUGAUGCUGUGGACAUGGUGCUGGAGAUGUUCCCAGCAUGCACCGUGAGCAAGGCUACAAAGGUGCUGGGCAUGGCCCUGGGGAACCUGGAAGAGGCAGUGCAAUUCCUCCUGGAGGAGGAGCCGCUUGGCAUGGCGGGCACCACUACCAUGCAGGAAGCUUCAAGACCUGGCAAAUCAUGCAAGCAAGAUGAAUGCAAGCAGUUUAUCUUACAGAAGUACAUGAUGGUGGAUAGUGAAGAAGACCAGAAGACACACAAGCCAGCCCCACCAAAGGAGGCUCCCAAGAAGUUGAUUCGCUACAUCGACAACCAGGUAGUCAGCACCAAAGGGGAGAGAUACAAGGACCUCAGGAAGCCGGAGGGCGAAGAGAUGAAGAAGACAUACAUCAACCUCAAACCAGCCAGAAAGUAUAAAUUCCACUGACUGGUGCUCAGCCCCCACCUUCUCUCUGACAACUGCCGGAAUCUUCUGCAGGAUGCAUUGGAUGGGGCCUGGAACACCUCCUGUUUACUGACGCAAGUGGCGUAGCGCUCCAGAGGCAGGCGCCACCGCAGCAGGGGCGCAGGGUGCACACAUGCACCAGGCACAGUUCCCCCUCGCUCUGCCCUUGGACAUCCCAGUUAGAGAGGAACACCGUCUGUGACCCCAAGAGCCAACAGUACACACUCCACCACAGGAUACAUUGUGGGGAAUCAAGGAGACACUGCCACACCUCAGGGCCUCCUCUUCCCUGUUCACAAGGAUUUCCGGAACCAGGCUGUUCUGCUCUCUAUCUUAAGCCUUUAGAAAUCUGCAUAACAUAGUCACUUUCACCUGGUAGAAAGCAAGAACCAACCUGUAAGACUGCACAAUGGAAGUACAGUUUUGUCUGGAGCAAAGUCCUGUGCUACCUUUGAACACCCAUCUGGUAAUGUUACACAAAUACUCCAUCCCUAGCAGUAGACCCCAGGCCGUGCACGCACACUGGAAACCCUACAGCCAAGUCAUGCUCACAGAAGGUGCCACCGGAUGAGGAGAAGGCAGCCGGAUGAGGUUGUGUGGGGGCUUUCCUUCUCAGCACUCCCUCCUGUAAAAACACCCUCUCGCCCCUUCCCAGCAAGCUGUGCUUACAAGUAAUUCUCCCAAAUCGCCACUCAUUAAUGGAAUUCCAGACGAACUGGAAUUCCUUGUUGGGCUGCUUCUUUGCACCCACACUGCACUGGUAAGAGUCUGCCUUUAAAUGCUCAUACAGUAUACAAGCUGGCUGAUAUGCAGAUAGGCCUGCUUUUCUGAGCCCGUCAUGGGCACACACACACACACACUGCUAGUCCAAGACAGGCACCACACCUUUCGGCCCUUCCCCUUCUUAGCAGCAGUCCAGUCUGCUAGAUCUGGAGGUUGAUGAAUGGGGCGUAGCCCACCAUGCCCUGCAGAAGAACCACAGCCAGCUGCAGCGGAGGUUCCACGUCCAGCUCCACCCCACGGCUGCGCAGGACGCUCAGACUGGACUCCACCACAUCGUUGCAGUGCUUCACCUUCAAGGCACGCAGCUUGGGACAGUAUUCAGCCAGGGUCCUACCAAAAGAGGGCGGAAAGAGUCAAGGUCACGAAAACCAGACAGAGUCCCUGGACAACACUGCAGGAAGCACAAAAAUGGGAGUCUUUGAUAGAAGAUUGGGCUGUGAUAAGCAGCCACUUCUAAGGCAAGAGAUACCAAACUGCCCUAACUUCUGUAACCCCAGACCUAUAACCGAUCAAGAUGUCUUAUUCUAUUGACUGCCCUGCAUCAUCUGCCUCAAGCCUCAGUGAGAAAAGCAGACUGUGAACAUUGUGAAUAAAUAAAUACCGAAAGUCAGCACA